UACCAGGUUAGUGAUUCCCCUGAAUUAAAUGCCAUAACGCAACUUUACCUCGCGCGGGACGUAUGUGUGUAUGAGUGUUUAUUUUAUUUAAUGAAACACACACGUAGGCAGUAAAUAAGAGCUGAAACAGCGGCGUGUGGAGGAAGUGUACACCGAGCAGUGUUGUUAUGAAGGUAAUAAAGAAAGAAAAGACGUGCCGCGCCCUGUAACUUCACUUCCUCUAGCUCAGGUCAUGGAGUGAUCAGGAGAGAUGAGACACGCGGGCUAGAAGAGUAUCUGCUUUGUUUGGUUUUAUCUGUGGAGAACCGUGCGACCUGAAGCUCCAUGACUCUCACCACUCCACUGCCCAUCAUCCCUUUCACCUAUCAGGUGUGAUCGAUCAACACGCCACAGACCCCACACCCAGCCGAUCACACGACACCGUCCAUCCUCCAUCCCUGCCUCGUCCCGUCCUCUGGGAGAGCGGAAUCCAACAUGGCCGCUGUCAUCACAGCGACAGUGGCCACUUCCCCUGCGUGUCCCAAUUAUACAGUUGAGGAUUACUACAACUUGACCCAGAAGCUUAUCUCGAAAGAUUGGCGUCCAAAGGAUUAUGCCGUGGUGACUCUGGGACUGAUUGUGAGCUGCUUCAUCAUUGUGACUAACAUCCUGGUCAUGGCUGCCAUCUUUAUGAACCGACGCUUCCAUUACCCCAUCUACUACCUGCUGGGGAACCUGGCGGCGGCCGACCUGUUCGCCGGGAUCUCCUACAUGCACCUGAUGUUCCACACUGGGCCCUGGACUGCUAAACUCACUGUGUACCAGUGGUUCCUCAGACAGGGUCUGAUUGAUACGAGUCUAACUGCAUCGGUCAUCAACCUGAUGGCCAUCGCUUUAGAAAGACACCAGACCAUCUUCACCAUGCAGCUCCACAGUAAGAUGACCAACACGCGGGUGGUCCUGCUGAUUCUGGGCAUCUGGACAGUUGCUGUGCUCAUGGGUCUGAUCCCCAGCAUGGGCUGGAACUGCCUCUGCGACACUGGUAACUGCUCCAAGAUGGCACCCAUGUACAGCCGCACCUACUUGGUGUUCUGGGCUGUGCUCAACCUGCUGUCCUUCAGUGUCAUGGUGCUGGUCUAUACCCGCAUCUUCAUCUACGUCCGGCACAAGAGCCAGCGCAUGAGCCAACAUACGGUGCAGAACAAACACAAAGAGACCGUGGAGAACCUGAUGAGGACCAUCUUUGUUAUUCUGGGGUGUUUUGUGGUGUGCUGGACUCCGGGUCUGGUGCUGCUGCUGCUGGACGGUGUGAAAUGUAAUUGCGGCGUGCUCACUGUAGAGAAGUUCGUCAUGAUCCUGGCAGAGUUAAAUUCAAUGAUGAACCCCAUCAUCUACUCGUACCGUGACCAGGACAUGCGGAACACAUUUAAGCGCAUCCUGUGCUGGCUGUGUUUCCGGCGAGGACAGAUGGGCCAGCAUGCUGAUGUCCACUUCAACACGCUCACCCAAGAGGUGAACAGGAAUAAAGAUGCAGGUGAAAACCCCACACUGCUGCUUCAAGACUCAAGGAAAAUGAAAAACUCGACUAAAACCCAACUACUGAAAGCUCAAAAACCCCCCAAGAGUGUGCAAAACUCCUAAAAGUAAACACACCCUGCUGACAACAAACACCAGCGACACCCAGUGGACAAUCCAGUGCUGUAGUUUGAGCUAAACGUGUUCAUAUCAAUUAAAAAUUAUUCUUGCAAAAUCGCAAUUUACUGUUUGUCAUGUAAUGAAGUCAUAUUUAUUUUAAUGGUGUGUGUGUGUGUGUGUGUGUGUGUGUGUGUGUGUGUCUUUUAAAAGUGGGUAUUCUGCGUAUAAACCGAUGUAAUAUAAAUACAUACAUUCAGAAAACACAUGAAUACUUAAUGUUAUAAAUAAUAUGUAAAUACAUUUUAAAUGCAAAGAGAAAUAAAAUAUGAUUAGAAUGCA
Messenger RNA from Ictalurus punctatus (channel catfish), 1953 nucleotides. RefSeq names its product lysophosphatidic acid receptor 2b (gene lpar2b). The transcript is spliced from 6 exons. The record is from RefSeq and is a predicted model, not a curated record. Lineage: Eukaryota; Metazoa; Chordata; Actinopteri; Siluriformes; Ictaluridae. Gene Ontology annotation, molecular function: lysophosphatidic acid receptor activity. Gene Ontology annotation, biological process: G protein-coupled receptor signaling pathway. The coding region runs from base 475 to 1620 and encodes 381 amino acids. Gene Ontology annotation, cellular component: membrane.